CUAGCCCGAGGGAUCCUGGGACUCGCUCGGCCUUUCCGGAAGGGGCGGCUGGGCGUCGGCGUCGGGGCUCGGCCGGUGUACCAGGCCCGCGUUCCAGGCCCUUCCUCCCAGGCUGGCCCGGAGCCGCGGCGACGCUCUCGUGACCGCGGAGGACGCGACGAGCCGGGCGGUUCGCGGAGGUGCCCGUCCUCACCGCCGAGGGAGCCGGAGCGGGCUGACGUGGCGGCGCCUCCCCCUCGCCUGGAGCGGAACUGCCGGAGGAGCCACCGCGCGGGCCGCCGGACCAGGUGAACCGGGUUCCCUCGCCGCCUGCGGGGGAUGAAUCAGCCGCGUAACAGUCAGCGUUGAGGCGCCCAGCCCGUGGCGGUCCUGCUGCGCCGCAGCUUAACGGGGGUGACCGGCUGGCCUGCCUGCGGGGCGCCGCGGUGACCGCUUGCCCUUGACCGGGAAAGCGAGCCGCCCGGCUCCGGGGACAUCUUUGUUUCCUUGAAAGCGCUCCGGUGUCCCCCCCAUCCCCCUUUCUCCGGCGCGCGUCUUGGUGCCAGAGGCUCUUCCAUGAAAGUGUCGCUGGGUAACGGAGACAUGGGCGUCUCCGCCCAUUUACAGCCUUGCAAGGCCGGAACCACACGCAUUUUUACCAGCAACACGCACAGUGCGGUGGUCCUGCAAGGCUUUGAUCAGCUUCGGAUCGAAGGGCUGCUCUGUGAUGUGACUCUGGUGCCCGGGGAUGGCGAGGAGGUCUUUCGCGUGCACCGGGCGAUGAUGGCGUCGGCCAGCGAUUAUUUCAAGGCCAUGUUCACCGGCGGGAUGAAAGAACAAGACUUAAUGUGCAUCAAGCUUCAUGGCGUGAACAAGGUUGGUCUGAAGAAGAUCAUUGACUUUAUUUACACUGCAAAACUUUCUCUUAAUAUGGACAGCCUUCAGGACACCCUUGAAGCUGCCAGCUUUUUACAGAUUUUACCUGUUUUGGAUUUCUGCAAAGUGUUUCUUAUUUCAGGAGUCUCUUUGGAUAACUGUGUUGAGGUGGGGCGAAUAGCUAACACCUAUAAUCUCAUAGAGGUGGACAAAUACGUCAAUAAUUUCAUCCUGAAGAAUUUCACUGCGUUGUUGAGUACUGGCGAGUUCCUGAAACUCCCCUUCGAACGCCUGGCCUUUGUGCUUUCCAGUAAUAGUCUGAAGCACUGUACUGAACUUGAGCUGUUCAAGGCCGCCUGUCGCUGGCUAAGACUGGAAGAUCCUCGGAUGGACUAUGCUGCAAAAUUAAUGAAGAAUAUUCGAUUUCCACUCAUGACACCGCAGGACCUCAUCAAUUACGUGCAGACAGUCGAUUUCAUGAGAACAGACAACACCUGUGUGAAUUUGCUUCUGGAAGCUAGCAAUUACCAAAUGAUGCCAUACAUGCAGCCGGUGAUGCAGUCAGAUAGAACAGCCAUCAGAUCCGACUCGACACACUUGGUAACCUUAGGAGGAGUUUUGAGGCAGCAGCUGGUUGUCAGUAAAGAAUUGCGGAUGUAUGACGAAAGGUCACAGGAGUGGAGGUCUUUAGCCCCCAUGGAUGCUCCUCGUUACCAGCAUGGCAUUGCUGUCAUUGGAAACUUUCUCUAUGUAGUUGGUGGUCAAAGUAAUUACGAUACAAAAGGAAAAACUGCUGUUGAUACAGUUUUCAGAUUUGACCCUCGGUAUAAUAAAUGGAUGCAGGUUGCAUCACUAAAUGAAAAGCGUACGUUCUUCCACUUGAGUGCCCUCAAAGGACAUUUGUAUGCUGUUGGUGGGCGAAGUGCAGCUGGUGAACUGGCCACAGUAGAAUGCUACAAUCCAAGAAUGAACGAGUGGAGCUAUGUUGCAAAAAUGAGUGAACCCCACUACGGCCAUGCAGGAACAGUCUAUGGAGGCUUGAUGUAUAUUUCAGGAGGAAUUACUCAUGACACUUUCCAAAAUGAGCUCAUGUGUUUUGACCCAGAUACAGACAAAUGGACACAGAAAGCUCCAAUGACUACAGUCAGGGGCCUGCAUUGCAUGUGUACAGUUGGAGACAAGCUCUAUGUCAUUGGUGGCAAUCACUUCAGAGGAACAAGUGAUUAUGAUGAUGUCCUGAGCUGUGAAUACUAUUCACCAACCCUUGACCAGUGGACACCAAUUGCUGCUAUGUUAAGAGGUCAAAGUGAUGUUGGAGUUGCUGUCUUUGAAAAUAAAAUCUAUGUUGUAGGUGGAUAUUCUUGGAAUAAUCGUUGUAUGGUAGAAAUUGUCCAGAAAUAUGAUCCAGAAAAGGAUGAGUGGCAUAAAGUUUUUGAUCUUCCAGAGUCACUUGGUGGCAUUCGAGCUUGUACUCUCACAGUUUUUCCACCGGAAGAAAACCCAGGGUUACCUUCUAGAGAAUCACCUCUUUCAGCACCUUCAGAUCAUUCCUAGGACAAAGGUGUUAUAUCUUUGUGGUGCAUAAUGGAUGAUCUCAUCCUUCCCCUUCAGUUAUAACUUCCAAUGAUUGGUCAAGUUAUUAGAGAGAAAGGUAACUGAUGUUGUUUGUAUUGUUUGGCUUAAUAUGUUUAUCAAAUGUUUAAAUGCAUUCUGAAAAUAUUCAACAUAGCCAGCUGUUUUAACACACAAAAAGAUAAUGUAAAAAAUGUUAGAUGUCUUUUGUGGUGUUAUGUCAGUCAGACUGUAGGGUGAUUGUAGUAAAUGUAUAGUAAUGUUCAUCAUGCUUCAAAGUUGAAAGUUUUCGUCUUUUCUUACAAAACAUCAAAGGGUGGCUGCCAGCUCUAACCUAAAAUAAUAAGGAAAAGGUCACCAAGUAUUAUUAGCUACUUCUCUUUUUUUUCUCAUAGAAUUUUUGACAUAGCUGCCAACUCACUAGAUUGUGUGGGUGUAUUCAGAAUAUGUGAAGUUUCUUAGGCAGACAGGAGAAAUAAUAAACUCAGAAAUAUUAACUUGAAAAAAAAAUCAGUAUAGCCCUAAGUCAGAGUUUGUAUUUCUGGAGAGAGUGAGAAAAAGAGAAAAUGCACACAAAUACAUAUGUACAUACAUACAUACAUAUGUAUAUAAAUAUACAUGCACAUAUCUCAUUUUUAAAUUGAUUGGCACUUCAAGUAGAGAGUAAUUGCUUUUAAAUUUAAAUUCUACCUAGCAGCUAUUCCUAUUCAAAUGGGAAUUCAGAAUCAGAGUAUAAAUGUCUAUAUAGUCAUGCUGACUGAAUUGAAAUAGAUAAGUACUAUAACAUAUUGAAUUGACAACCAAGUUUAGCGUUUGACUAAGUUGUUCCUGCCAGAUGAAACUUAUUACUUUUUCUGCUUGUAUAUUGUUUUCUUAGAGUUAGUUGCUUUUAUACAGAUUACUUAGCAGAGCUCAGGUUUCAGAGCAUUGCUUUUGCUCAGUAAAUUUAGGCUCUACUUUCUACCUUUUAGCUCAGUAAUACUUAUGAUUAUAAAAGCAAAGAAAGAAACAUGCUGAACAAAGCUAUAUGAUUUUCAAUUCAGUCUCCCAGUUUAGUCAUUCUAACAAGAUUAUUUGAUUUGGGGUGGCUGCCCUGGUGCUGCUCCCUCCCAUGCAUCCUGAGCUUUGUGUGAUCUGCCUCAAGCCAUGAUCUGUGUAAGCAACAGAUAAACUCUGUUCUGCAUCAGAUCAGAAAAAUGUCCUUUUGGCUAUGUCUAAAGGACAGGACAAACUUCAGAUUCCCUAAGGAGCCAGCUACAGAAAGCGCAGGACACUGCUAUCUCUUGCAGGCAGUACUAAAGUAGAUCUCCAUGUUCUUCAAUACCAAGGCAUCCCUAUUUGUUGAGAACUACCUUGGGAGAUCUUAAUGGGACCUUAUCAGCAAAAGGAAUCACAGGAGUCCUCUGUAGUAAUUCCUUUUUUAGAAUAUUUUUUAAAUUGAUUUUAUAUAUAGAGAGAGAGGAAGGGAAAGGGAAAGAGAAACAUUGGUCGGCUGCCUCCUGCACGCCCCCUACUGGGAAUUGAGCCCACAACCUGGGCAUGUGCCCUGACCAGGAAUCAAACAGGUGACCUCUCAGUUCAUGGGACGACGCUCAACCAACUGAGCCACACUGGCCAGGGCUGUAAGUAAUUCUGAAGUACUUUCCUGGAAAGUCUACCUGAAGAAAAAAUUUACAUAUAUACACUUAACAUACACGUAUAUGUAUGUGUAUAUCCCUAUACUUAGGAAAUUGUCAUAGUGUAAGUCAGGAACAUCCUUCUUAUUAUUGACAAUACCAUAAUAAAACUCAGGAACCACAGCAAAAGGAAUUGGCUUCCAGGGAUCUGAACUUCACUGCCCAUACAAGUGUUGAUUCAUUUCAAUGCUUUUCAUGAUUUCUGCAUUGGCAGAAGUUUUCAUACUUCUAUGUGUUUUUUUUAAUGACUCGAUUUUUUAUUACUAAAAAUAACACAUUUGAGUAUAUUUAGAAAAUAGAAAAUGUAGAAAUGGCUGUGCAUAGAAAUUAGCCUUGUGCAUAGAAUAAGCAAGAAAUGGCAUCCUAAUUAUUUCCUUGAUUAUUAAUGAGGUUAAAUAUUUGUUUCCUUUGAUCAGAUGUUCUUGUCCUUUGCCUUUGUAGUACCUAUUGGGGUUGCCUUGUUUUUCAUAUCAAGUUAUAUGAUCUCUUUAUAUAAUAAAUAUAAUUUAACUGGCA
Myotis daubentonii (Daubenton's bat) is the source of this 4619-nucleotide messenger RNA. RefSeq names its product kelch like family member 9 (gene KLHL9). Gene Ontology annotation, cellular component: Cul3-RING ubiquitin ligase complex. Gene Ontology annotation, biological process: protein ubiquitination; regulation of cytokinesis. Gene Ontology annotation, molecular function: cullin family protein binding; ubiquitin-protein transferase activity. The record is from RefSeq and is a predicted model, not a curated record. Lineage: Eukaryota; Metazoa; Chordata; Mammalia; Chiroptera; Vespertilionidae.